Molecule: messenger RNA, 1792 nt
Organism: Sinocyclocheilus anshuiensis
Lineage: Eukaryota; Metazoa; Chordata; Actinopteri; Cypriniformes; Cyprinidae
Gene: hgd
Product: homogentisate 1,2-dioxygenase
Exons: 13
Coding region: 199-1530 (443 amino acids)
Biological process (GO): L-phenylalanine catabolic process
Cellular component (GO): cytoplasm
Molecular function (GO): homogentisate 1,2-dioxygenase activity
Source: RefSeq, a predicted model, not a curated record
CUGAGUCUAAUUAAAACCAUAUUGAGAAAAACGUAAAUACGACCCAAGUUCCUCCCUCGGUCUUCUGCUGCAAGAGAGCGUGGACUCGGUACGAGCGGUUUCAAGGGACCAGUGCUGACCGAAGAUCUUCUGUGGAAAGUUGCAGUUCAUUUUGUAAAGUUUAUAUAUCACUAGACUAUAUUUGUAAAUAACGCAACAAUGGCUGGUUUGAAGUACAUGAGCGGUUUUGGCAAUGAGUUUGCCUCCGAGGACCCUCGCUGUCCAGGAUCUCUACCUGAGGGACAGAACAAUCCACAAGUGUGUCCAUAUGGCCUAUAUGCUGAGCAACUCUCUGGUUCUGCCUUUACUUGCCCACGGUCGACCAAUAAGAGAAGCUGGCUGUACCGCAUUUUACCCUCUGUGCGCCACAAGCCUUUCACUCCGAUGAGCUGUGGAGAUCUCACAGAGAACUGGAAUGACGUAGAGCCCGACCCCAACCAGCUACGAUGGAAGCCGUUUAACAUCCCCAAAUCUUCUGAGAUAAAAGUGGAUUUCAUAUCGGGUCUACACACAGUCUGUGGAGCUGGAGAUUCAAAAUCUCGGAAUGGAAUCACCAUCCACAUGUAUACCUGCAACACUUCAAUGACUGACAAAUGUUUCCAAAAUGCAGAUGGUGAUUUCCUUAUUGUGCCCCAACAAGGUGAAAUCCUGAUUACUACAGAAUUUGGGAAAAUGAUGGUGGAGCCCAAUGAGAUUUGUGUCAUUCAGCAAGGGAUGCGUUUUAGUGUUGAUGUGUUUGGAGAAACCAGGGGGUACAUUCUAGAGGUGUUUGGGGCCCACUUUGAGCUGCCUGAUCUGGGUCCUAUAGGGGCUAAUGGACUGGCUAACCCUAGGGACUUCCAAACACCUGUGGCUUGGUACGAAGACCGUACUGUAGCCACAGGUUACACCGUUGUCAACAAGUACCAAGGAAAGCUCUUCUCAUGUCAACAGGACUUUUCGCCGUUUAAUGUGGUGGCAUGGCACGGAAACUACACACCCUACAAAUACAACCUGGAAAACUUCAUGGUCAUCAACUGUGUGGCGUUUGAUCACGCAGAUCCGUCGAUUUUCACCGUUUUGACAGCCAAAUCCACACGUCCAGGUGUGGCCAUUGCAGAUUUUGUCAUCUUUCCUCCUCGUUGGGGUGUAGCUGAUCACACCUUUCGGCCUCCUUACUACCACAGGAACUGCAUGAGCGAGUUUAUGGGGUUAAUUAAAGGCCACUAUGAAGCAAAGGAAGAGGGUUUCCAGCCUGGAGGAGCCAGUCUCCACAGCAUCAUGACUCCACACGGCCCUGAUGUCGACUGUUUUGAGAAGAACAGCACAGCUAUUCUGAAACCAGAGAGAGUUGCUGAAGGCACUAUGGCAUUCAUGUUUGAGUCAUCCUUCAGCAUGGCUGUGACCAAGUGGGGAUUGGACACCUGCCACCAUCUCGAUAAGAGCUACUAUGAAUGCUGGGAGGCUUUACAAAAUCACUUCAAUCCAAACUGGAAACCCAGCAGCAAGUAGAACAUGGUUACACCUCAACAGUCAUCAUAUUUGUCUGACAUGUGGAUCAGUGAUUCACAAUGGUUUUAUCGCUAGAAUUGAGAGUGAACCAGAGAUGUUCUGUGAUAACAAAAUAAAACAUGCUAUUGGAAUAUAACCAAUAAAACAAAACAGAGUGUUUCUGCAGAUUUUAUAAAGAUACAUUUUAGACAUUAUAAAGACCUUUUUUAAGAAAGAAAAUGUAAGGAACACAGUACAUCAAAAUGUAAAUGUCUAGGGAGCA